This is a messenger RNA of Onychomys torridus (southern grasshopper mouse), 493 nucleotides long. RefSeq names its product zinc finger protein 431-like. The record is from RefSeq and is a predicted model, not a curated record. NCBI's taxonomy places the organism in Eukaryota, Metazoa, Chordata, Mammalia, Rodentia, Cricetidae. The annotation marks the transcript as partial. The transcript is spliced from 4 exons. Gene Ontology annotation, biological process: regulation of DNA-templated transcription.
AUGUCCUGGGAAGAAUUCUGCCCUUAUUCUGCAGUUGACAAAACCCAGGCGCGAGAGCUCCCAUCUGGAACAGAGAAUGCAGUGACCUAUGAUGAUGUGCAUGUAGACUUCACUUGGGAAGAGUGGACUUUACUGGAUCCUUCCCAGAAGAAUUUCUACAAAGAUGUGAUGCUGGAAACCUACAGGAACCUCACUCUUAUAGGAUACAAUUGCGAAGACCUUACUAUUGAGGAGCACCUUCAAAGUUCUAGAGGAGAUGAAUGUACUCAUCAAAUGUAUGAAAAAGCACAUACUGGAGAGAAACCCUAUGAAUAUAAUCAAUGUGUUAAAGCCUUUGAAUUUCAAAGCCAUCUUCAAGAACACAAAAUAAGGCAUACUGGAGAAAAACUCUGUGAAGGUAAUCACUGUGGUAAAGCCUUUUCAUGGCAAAGUCAUCCUCAAAUGCAUAAAAGACUGCAUACUGGGGAGAAACCCUAUGAAUGUAAUCUGUGUG